UCCUGCUGCUCACGCUUCCUAAGUUGCUGUAAACCAUAGCCGACUCUGAGCCCUGGUCCUCCCUCCACGUGGAGCAGCAGUUACAACCCGGCCGGGAGCCUGGCCUCUGGAGCUAGGCUGCCCCGCCUGCAAGCUCGGGUAUGCUUGGCUGUGACCCCGGGCAAGUUACUGAAAUGGGCUGCGCCUCAGUGUCCCCACCUGUAAGUCGGGACUGUCCACCUCACGGGCUUGCUCUGAGGCUCACAUCGGAAUGGGAAGUUCUCAGGAGGGCCUCGACUGUAAAGUAAGCGUGGUCCGCAAGCCGGGGUCUGAGUUUCCCUGCGGAAGGGCAGCGUGUCCACUGUACCUAGUGUGGUGCUUGCCGUGGUGCUGCCAUCGUGCGGGCCCUACUGGACCCUCCUCAUUUACGACGUCAGGGCUGAUCCACCUGGUUGUCAGGCGAAGCCACUGAGGCCCACCCAUUCCUGGCAGUCCUGACGGUCCCGCUCUUUCCUUGUCCCUGCAGGUUCGGGGCGCCUGCCCCCGACUAGGCCAAGUGGAGGGGGUCACCCCGUCCAAUGGGCCUGGCCAGGGCCCUGCGCCGCCUUAGCGGCGCCCUAGAGUCGGGGGACAGCCGGGCUGGCGAUGAGGAGGAGGCUGAGCCCGGGCUGUGCCGCAACGGGUGGGCGCCGGAGCCCGCGCCCCCCGCGCCCGUGGGCCGGCGCCGCGGGCGCUUCGUCAAGAAGGAUGGGCACUGCAACGUGCGCUUCGUGAACCUGGGUGGCCAGGGCGCGCGCUACCUCAGCGACCUGUUCACCACGUGCGUGGACGUGCGCUGGCGCUGGAUGUGCCUGCUCUUCUCCUGCUCCUUCCUCGCCUCCUGGCUGCUCUUCGGCCUGGCCUUCUGGCUCAUCGCCUCGCUGCACGGCGACCUGGCCGCCCCGCCGCCGCCCGCGCCCUGCUUCUCGCAGGUGGCCAGCUUCCUGGCCGCCUUCCUUUUCGCGCUGGAGACGCAGACGUCCAUCGGCUACGGCGUGCGCAGCGUCACCGAGGAGUGCCCGGCCGCCGUGGCCGCCGUGGUGCUGCAGUGCAUCGCCGGCUGCGUGCUCGAUGCCUUCGUUGUGGGCGCCGUCAUGGCCAAAAUGGCCAAGCCCAAGAAGCGCAACGAAACCCUCGUCUUCAGCGAGAACGCCGUCGUGGCGCUGCGUGACCGCCGCCUCUGCCUCAUGUGGCGCGUCGGCAACCUGCGCCGUAGCCACCUGGUCGAGGCCCACGUGCGCGCGCAGCUGCUGCAGCCCCGCGUGACUCCUGAGGGCGAGUACAUCCCGCUGGACCACCAGGAUGUGGACGUGGGCUUCGACGGCGGCACCGACCGCAUCUUCCUCGUGUCUCCCAUCACCAUCGUGCAUGAGAUCGACUCUGCCAGUCCUCUGUAUGAGCUGGGACGUGCCGAGCUCGCCCAGGCCGACUUCGAGCUGGUGGUCAUUCUUGAGGGCAUGGUUGAGGCCACAGCCAUGACCACACAGUGUCGCUCAUCCUACCUCCCUGGCGAGCUACUCUGGGGCCAUCGUUUUGAGCCAGUCCUCUUCCAGCGGGGCUCUCAGUACGAGGUCGACUAUCGCCACUUCCACCGUACCUACGAGGUCCCAGGAACACCUGUCUGCAGUGCCAAGGAGCUGGACGCUCGGGCAGAGCAGGCUUCCCACAGUCCCAAGCUGAGCUUCCCCGGCUCUCUAGCUGCAUUUUGUUAUGAGAAUGAACUUGCUCUGAGUUGCUGCCAGGAAGAAGAGGAGGAAGAGGAGGCCAAUGAGGAGAAUGGGGUGGAGACAGAAGAAGGGGCUGCUAGCCCCCGAGCUCUCACACCAACCUUGGCGCUCACCCUGCCCCCGUGAUGCAAGCCGACACGCCAUUCCCCUGUGUGCCCCUUUCCUCGUGGUAGCAAGAUGGAGAGAUCAGGCCUUUCCUCGUGGUGAAUGGGGGCAGAUGUUUCCCAAGACCAACAGGGGUAAAUGCUUAGCUGGAGAGGGUCUGCCAUGCCUGCUGGACCCACCAUGGACAUCCUAGACCUUCAUACCUCUUCUGUGCUCCCUCCUGAGACCCCUCUAUGAGCCUGAUUUCCUGAGUCUCACCAGAGACUGGAGGGAUCCAGAAUUCUGGGUCACCCAAGAGGCAAGAACUGGUGGUUCUAGAUUCCUCUGCAUGGCCAUUCCAGUGUUGUUGCGUCAGCUGUCAACAGCAUACAAGCCUCUGGGGGAGGAGGUGAGCAAUUUUUGGAGAGCAACAGAGAUCAAGAGUUUGUAGGUCUGGCUUCUCACCUCGGUCAACUGAGUAGCAAAUGAUUCAUUUUAGACCGUGUAUGGAGGGAAGGCUCUGGAAUGCACCAAGUAUUCAAGACCAUCUUGAAUGGCCAAAACACCGAGUGGUGACUGCAAGUCAAGGAAAGACCUUGUGGUUCCAGAAAGCCUGAGAGUUGAGAUUCUGUGGGCUGAGGUUGACUGCAGAGGCAAGCACUGCUGAUUCUAGAGUAGGUCUGACCUAGAGAGUUGAACUACUCCUGAAAUUAAGAGUUAUGCUUCUAGGGUACACAAGAUGAUGGCAAGUCUGGUGGUAGGACUGAAGCAACAAAUCGGGAGAUCGUGGUGGUAGAUGACUCCAACCCCCUGGCUGUGGAAGUUCUGGCUUGGGGCAUAAGCACCACUUCUCUCUUUUUAAAAUAAUUAUUUUAUUUAACUUUAUUCACUUAUUUAUUUUUUAA
Molecule: messenger RNA, 2734 nt
Organism: Tupaia belangeri chinensis (Chinese tree shrew)
Lineage: Eukaryota; Metazoa; Chordata; Mammalia; Scandentia; Tupaiidae
Gene: KCNJ14
Product: potassium inwardly rectifying channel subfamily J member 14
Exons: 3
Coding region: 558-1871 (437 amino acids)
Biological process (GO): regulation of monoatomic ion transmembrane transport; potassium ion import across plasma membrane
Cellular component (GO): plasma membrane
Molecular function (GO): inward rectifier potassium channel activity
Source: RefSeq, a predicted model, not a curated record